UUUAUAAACGGCACACCCAUCUUCCCCCUCCACACCAUCUCUCCCUCUCUGUUCGCUCUACAACACAAAAAAAGCGAGCGAGUCAGUGAGUGGGUGAGUGAGAGAGAGAGGCAUCGCCACCCAAUGGACAGCCACCGCUCGUCCUUCUCGAGCCCCCGAGCCUACCUUCGAGCCCUGGCUCAGACCCCGGUCCGCCUGGCCCGCCGAGCCGGCUCUGUUGCCACGACCUUCGAGGAAGUGAGCCGGGUGAAAGCCCGGUCCGGCCCCGACAUGCGGAGAACGCUGCGCUGGUACGACCUCGUCGGGCUCGGAAUCGGCGGUAUGGUCGGCGCCGGCGUAUUCGUCACCACCGGCCGCGCCUCCCGACUCUACGCCGGCCCAGCUGUCGUUAUCUCCUACGCCAUUGCCGGCCUCUGCGCCCUUCUCUCCGCCUUCUGCUACACAGAGUUCGCCGUCGACCUCCCAGUCGCCGGCGGCGCCUUCAGCUAUCUCCGCGUCACGUUCGGUGAGUUUGCGGCGUUUCUGACCGGCAUGAACCUCGUGAUGGACUACGUGAUGUCGAACGCCGCUGUGGCGAGAAGCUUCACGGCCUAUCUGGGUUCAGCCUUCGGAUUCUCCACCGCUAAAUGGCGUCUCACCGUCCCUUCAAUCCCCAAAGGCUUCAACCAAAUCGACAUCAUCGCCGUUCUCGUCGUUCUCAUAAUCACCCUCGUCAUCUGCUACAGUACGAGAGAGAGCUCAGUGGUGAACAUGGUGUUGACAGUGCUCCACAUUCUGUUCAUAGCGUUUGUGAUUGUGGUGGGGUUUUGGCAAGGGGAGUGGAGUAACUUCACCGAGCCUCGUGACCGGAAAACCCACCCAUCCGGGUUCUUCCCAUACGGGGCUUCCGGCGUAUUCAAUGGGGCGGCCAUGGUUUACCUCAGCUACAUCGGAUACGACGCCGUUUCCACCCUGGCCGAGGAGGUCCGUGACCCCGUCAAGGACAUCCCCGUCGGCGUCUCGGGCUCCGUUAUCGUCGUCACCUUUCUCUACUGCCUCAUGGCCGCUUCAAUGUCCAUGCUCCUCCCUUACGACAUGAUCGAUGCGGAGGCGCCGUUUUCGGCGGCGUUCAGGGGGAAUAAGGACGGGUUGGGAUGGGUAUCGAACGUGAUCGGCGUGGGGGCCAGCUUCGGGAUCCUGACGUCCUUGUUGGUGUCGAUGCUGGGGCAGGCUCGGUACCUGUGUGUGAUCGGACGGUCCAGCGUGGUCCCCGCCUGGUUCGCUAGGGUCCACCCCAAGACAUCUACGCCUGUCAACGCCUCCACCUUUCUCGGAAUCUUCACGGCUGCAAUUGCCCUCUUCACUGAGCUAAAUGUGCUCCUCGACCUUGUAUCCAUCGGCACCCUCUUUGUCUUCUACAUGGUGGCGAAUGCCGUGGUCUAUAGACGCUACGUUGUGCUGGGGACAACGAAUCCGCGUCCAACCUUGUCAUUCUUAUGCUCGUUAACUCUCACCUCCGUCAUAUUCACCCUUGUUUGGCAUUUUGCACCGCACGGCAAGCCUAAGGCCUUGAUGCUAGGUGCCUGUGGUUUAAGUGCACUUGCAAUAUUACAGAUUUUUAACUUUAUGGUCCCUCAAGCUAGGAAGCCGGAGUUCUGGGGUGUCCCAUGGAUGCCAUGGAUCCCUUCCAUAUCAAUCUUCUUGAACAUAUUUUUGCUGGGGUCUCUGGAUGGGCCAUCCUAUGUGCGGUUCGGAUUGUUUUCGGCUCUUGUGGUGAUUGUAUAUGUGUUUUACAGUGUUCAUGCUAGCUUUGAUGCUGAAGAGGAUGGGUUUCUUGGUCAAAAGAAUGGUGAAAUUCGGAUGGAAUCAAGAGAAAGUGAAGACCUUUGCCUUAAAGUGUAAAAAUUGCUUUGCUUUGCUUUCUUUCUUCUCAGGACUUAAAAAACUUUUUGUGGGUUGAUGGGUACUUGAAAAAGGUGCUAGUAGGAAAAGAGAAGAAUAGAAUAGACUAUAAUAGCUUGGCUGCAAUUUUUGCACAAAUGGGAAAUUGUAUAGCGGAAGUAGGCUUUCUCUUUGUAUAUUAGGUUAUCUAAUCCAUCUACUUUAUAGAGUUGGAUGUUUGACAUCGAAAGGUAAAUGUAAGAAAAUGAUGUAGAACAAAAAGCCAUGAGCUCAAUGUUAUGUGGCUAUUUAUCU
Alnus glutinosa is the source of this 2175-nucleotide messenger RNA. Its product is annotated as cationic amino acid transporter 6, chloroplastic-like. Gene Ontology annotation, biological process: amino acid transport; transmembrane transport. The record is from RefSeq and is a predicted model, not a curated record. The coding region runs from base 124 to 1881 and encodes 585 amino acids. Gene Ontology annotation, cellular component: plasma membrane. NCBI's taxonomy places the organism in Eukaryota, Viridiplantae, Streptophyta, Magnoliopsida, Fagales, Betulaceae. Gene Ontology annotation, molecular function: amino acid transmembrane transporter activity. The transcript has 4 exons.